Molecule: messenger RNA, 6171 nt
Organism: Mugil cephalus (flathead mullet)
Lineage: Eukaryota; Metazoa; Chordata; Actinopteri; Mugiliformes; Mugilidae
Gene: adamts17
Product: ADAM metallopeptidase with thrombospondin type 1 motif, 17
Exons: 24
Coding region: 220-3636 (1138 amino acids)
Biological process (GO): proteolysis; extracellular matrix organization
Cellular component (GO): extracellular matrix
Molecular function (GO): metalloendopeptidase activity
Source: RefSeq, a predicted model, not a curated record
CAGGUUUUAAUGGGACCAAUGUGACAGCCACGGAGGCCGGCCCCGGCUGUGUAGGCGUGUCCUGCGCUACAAAGUCUCUCCAGCCUAAGUUACUGCAACUUCUCCUACUUUAGGUAAAGUUGCGCCGGGCCGAUCAGUCCGCAGCAAAGACCUUUGUUUCCCCCCCUUAAACUCCAAUCACCCACCUCUUCUACUUCUUCUGACGAGCUUUGCUUUAUCAUGCGUAACAGCCAUGUUACCCAUCUGCUCCUCUCUCUUCUUUGCAUCGGAUUGACUGCCCAGUCUCAGCUGGAGACAGAUGAAGUGGUUCCCAGGCUGUUGUCCGGCCAAGAGGCACACCUGUCCUCCGACCAGACUGUCCGCACGCCGCGGCGCCGCGGCCAGCGCUCCCUGGACGGCCCGACGGAAGCACCUUCUGACCCCGCGAACAUCAUUCUGUCACUGCCCGCCUUCGGCAGCAAACUGUAUUUAAACCUAACGCGGGACAGCGCGUUUCUCUCGAGGGACUUUGUUGUGGAGGAGAGGCGCGGGGACCAAAGCGCAGCGGUCAGCCGCUUACCCACGAAGCAGCACUGCUUUUACUCCGGCUCCAUCAUCAACCACACGGACUCUCUGGCAUCCCUGAGCACCUGUGGCGGUCUGACUGGACUCGUCCAGAUUGGGGAGGACAGCUUGUUCAUCCAGCCGGUGGGUGAACACGACCCGACACGCUCGUUCUCUGGACUUAAACACCAGCUGCAGCGACACAGACGCUCAGCCAAGACCAGCUCCGCUCCAGAUGUUGAUCAGCCCAACUACUGUGGAACUCUACAAGGGAAGAAGAAGGACAAGAGGCCAAAAGUGGGUGACGAGGGUCGUGGGAAAAGAAAUGCCAUUCGCCUGCAUGAAACCUACACUGUUGAGACGGUGGUGGUGGCUGACUCGGACAUGGUGCAGUAUCAUGGUGCGGAGGCGGCACAGAGGUUCCUGCUGACUGUUAUGAACAUGGUUUAUAACAUGUUCCAUCACCAAAGUCUGGGAAUUAGGAUCAACAUUAGAGUCACCAAGCUGGUGUUGCUUCACACUCGCCCAGAAAAGCUAAAGGUUGGCCAUCAUGGAGAGAGGGCUCUGGAGAGCUUCUGUCAUUGGCAGUAUCAGGAGUUUGGGGGGCCUCGGUACCUUGGUACCAACCAUGUGCCUGGUGGGAGGGAUGAUAUCCCACCAGUGGACACUGCUGUGCUGGUCACCAGGACAGAUUUCUGCGUUCAUAAAGAUGAACCUUGUGAUACUGUCGGUAUUGCUUAUCUGGGUGGGGUCUGCAGUGCCAAGAGGAAGUGUGUGUUAGCAGAAGACAAUGGACUCAAUUUGGCCUUUACAGUUGCUCAUGAGCUGGGACACAACAUGGGGAUGAGCCAUGAUGACGACCAUGCCACCUGCACCGGCCACUCCCAUAUCAUGUCUGGUGAAUGGGUGAAAGGAAGAAACCCCAGCGACCUGUCCUGGUCUUCCUGCAGCCGCGAUGACCUGGAGAACUUCCUGAGAUCCAAAGCCAGCGCCUGCCUUCUGCACACGGACCCCAGGAGCCGGUACCAGGUCCGGCUGCCUCCUAAGCUGCCAGGCAUGCACUACAGCGUGGAUGAACAGUGUCAGAUCCUUUUCGGUACCAAUGCUACUUUCUGCAAUGACAUGGAGCACCUUAUGUGUGCUGGCCUGUGGUGUUUAGUAGAGGGAGAUUCUUCCUGCAAGACGAAACUGGACCCUCCUCUGGAUGGAACUGAGUGUGGAGCAGACAAGUGGUGCAGGGCAGGCGAGUGUGUCAGUAAGACUCCCAUCCCUCAGCAUGUUGACGGUGACUGGAGCCCAUGGAGCCAGUGGAGCAUGUGCAGCAGGACCUGUGGUACUGGAGUCCAGUUCCGACAGAGGAAAUGUGACAACCCUCCGCCUGGCCCAGGUGGUCGACACUGCCCAAAGACAAGCGUGGAGCACAAGGCCUGUGAAGGUCAUCCAUGUCCCAAGGGCUCACCCAGCUUCAGAGACCUGCAGUGUCUGUCCUAUGACCGACAUUCCAGCAAGAAGAAGGGCACCAUGCUGACUGCUAUUAUUAAUGACGAGAAGCCAUGUGUGUUGUUCUGCAGCCCAGUGGGCCGAGAUGUCCCAGUCCUGAUGGCUGACAGAGUGAUGGAUGGGACUCCCUGUGGACCAUAUGAGGCCGACCUGUGUGUUAAUGGGAGGUGUCAGAAAAUCGGCUGUGAUGGCAUCAUCGGCUCUUUGGCCAAGGAGGACCGCUGUGGUGUUUGUAAUGGAGACGGACGAUCCUGCAAAAUAGUGAGAGGAGACUUAAAUCACACCAAGGGAAUGGUAACCACUAGGCAGUGUAAGAGGGUAUCUACCUGUGUGAUGGCUAAACCCAGAGCUGUUCCCAAGUGUUUCUCAUGCUACAUCGAGGCUGUGGUUAUCCCUGCAGGAGCAAGGAGGAUCAAAGUGGUAGAGGACAAACCUUCACAUAGCUUUCUGGCCCUGAAAGACUCCAGUAAGAGGUCAAUCAACAGUGACUGGAAGAUUGAGCUUCCAGGAGAGUUUGAGUUGGCUGGGACCACAGUGCGCUACGUUAGAAGGGGACUGUGGGAGAAGAUGUCUGCCAAGGGGCCAACGAAGUCCCCCUUACACCUGAUGGUGCUGCUCUUUCAUGACCAGAGUUAUGGAAUCCACUAUGAGUAUACAGUGUCCCUGAACACAACUCAGGACAGGAGCAGUGAGGAACAGAGGGAGCCAGAGUAUCUCUACAUCUGGACACACAGCAGCUGGCAGGACUGUACCGUCCAGUGUGGAGGAGGUGAGAGGAGAACAGUGGUGUCUUGUAUGAGGAUAGCCAAUAAAACCAUGGAUGUUGUAAAUGACAGCUACUGUCAACCUGAGAACCGACCACAUCCCCAAGUACGAGUCUGCAACUCGCACCCCUGCCAGUAUCGGUGGGUGACAGGAGAGUGGGGGCCCUGUUCUGUCACAUGUGGUAAAGGUCUUCAGCAGAGGGAAGUGAUUUGUGUUUACCACCUACAGAACGGCUCACUCAUCCACACCAGAGAUCUGUACUGCCAGGGAGGAAAGCCUCCUGUUCUACAGGGCUGUGAGGGCAGACUCUGCCUCACGGUUUGGGAGGCAUCCGAGUGGUCCAAGUGUUCUUCAAACUGUGGUCGCGGUGUUAGAAGACGUACAGUGUCCUGUACAAACCCCCAGGGCCUGUGUGAUCCUUUGUCCCAGCCAACUCAAGAGGAAUCCUGUGAAGAUCACUCCAAAUGUUAUGAAUGGAAAACAGGCGACUGGUCCAAGUGCUCAUCAUCCUGUGGUAAGGGCCUGCAGUCUCGAGUGGUACAAUGCAUGCACAAAGUGACUGGUCGUCAUGGCAACGACUGCCCCGUGACGCAGAGACCACCCACCUACCGACCCUGUCACCAGGGAACCUGCAAUGAGAAAAUUAAUGUGAAUACCAUCACUUCCCCGAGGCUAGCUGCUUUGACCUACAAGUGCAUGGGGGACCAGUGGACAGUGUACUGCCGUGUGAUCAGAGAGAAGAACCUCUGUCAGGACAUGAGGUGGUACCAGCGCUGCUGUGAAACCUGUAGGGACUUUUAUGCUAAGAAAAUACUGCACAAGAGCUAAUGACCAAAUGCACCUACUCUUCCUCCUUUGUAAAUGUUUUUUUUUUUUUUUUUAAUGUUGUUAAAUGUUGUAAAGAAAACAAACUAUUUCUAAUAUUGAUGGAACGUUUUGUAUUUAAAAGAGAAAAUGGCAAGUACACGUUGAGCUCAUUAAGCUUCUAGUUUUGAUGAAGACUUGAAAAUUUCCAACCUUUCUUUUGCUGUACACCAAAACAUAAAACCAAACAAAACAACCACGGGGGAGCUUUAUUGCACAUAAGGAUUGACUAAUAUGAGCUUGAUUUUGAAAUAGACUUUCAUGGCAGGUCAUUCAGACAACGCGGGAUUAUGAGUUCGCCAGAGCCCCCCCACUCUCCUGUCUCCCUUGAUUAUGCUUUCUUUUGUACCGUUUACUCUGUUGUAUUGUAUUACAGGCAAUUGUUGCAAUUUCAAUUGAUAAAGUUGUGUAUGUAAGAUGAUGAUGAUAAUGAUGAUGAUGUAUUAACUAUACUGUAAUAAUGUUUGCGUACAAUCAGGAGCCAUGGUAAAAUACUGUAGGAUUACAGUAAAUCAACUGAGCUAAUGAUAAUGAUAAGAGACACUCUGGUACACAGGUCUGUUUGAGGUCCAUGGAUAGCAGCAAAUAGUGGAAACGCUUAAUGCUUGACGCCAACAAUAUUGCCUUCUGUAUGACUUACCACUUUAACUGGUAAAAUGGUGCUUUGAUGUUCUAGUCGCAGACCUGUGAGUAAGUGGGAGUCAGUAUGAGCAGUAUGACCUUCAGUGAGUGCAGAGUCUGACUGACGUAAAUCGUGCUGCGAGUGUGUGCAAGUGUGGCACAGCCAUGAGCAUGAACAUGCUUUUUACACGGACUGCUUGUGUUGAGAGUUGGAGAUGGAUUUUACUAACAAGCUAGGAUGCAGAAGCAAAUGAUAGGUUUCCCAAAAUGAGACAGAGACAUGACUGGAUUUUUACAGCACUUACGCAUUAAUGACAUGAUAUGACAUGAAACACUAACCGUUUAGUUAACACCAACACUGGCGUGUGAUUCAAAUGUUAUUGCUGAAUUGAAAGUCUCAAAUCACAUGCACUGGAUACUUUCUUACAUCUUAACAUUUGUUUGUUAGGGACUGGAGAAGGAUGCUAAAGUAAGUUCAUAUAAACUACGGUAAGUCCACAGAGCAUGCUGUGGACUAAUAGUAUAGCUUAAGAUCUGAUUGUGAUUAGGGUGUUUCUGCUUCUCUGCCUCUGCCUGUCUGCUCAGCCGAGAAAUCAGUGUGCUCCACGCUUUACAUUGCUUCUUAUAUAAUUCCAUCUUCAAAAAGGGUUCAUUCUCACACAGUGAUCCUUACAGCACAUAUGCUAUUUAUAUAAAUAUGUUUUUUUUCCAGGAUACAGUAAUGGGAUUGCUAUCAGACUGACCAGACCACAUCUGGAGGUAGACAGACAUUGUGGUCAGAUACUAGGCAGGUGUACCUUAAAUUUCAUCUGUACAGCGUGACCAGUUUACUUGAAUAGCAACUUAUCACUAGCUGUUAAGCUUAUUUUUUAAACUCCAGUUAGUAUUUCAUCAGUUCAUAAUGUCUCGUUGGCUUUUGGAUAGGAUGAUUUCACAGCUCUCUACUGGUCAACUAGCUGUAGAGAUGAGCUGCUGGAGUUGGCUCGUUGCACCUGCAGUUGCUGAUGAUUGGGAUUAAUAAAUGAAAUCCAUUUUUGAAAAUAUUUUUAAGGCUCUCUCACCUACGGCUGUCCUAUUCCUGCUGUUUUAAGCUGGCUGUCAAGAAGCUAUAGAUAACUGCUUUCUUUGCCCAACAUCUCACAACCAAAAGGUCAAACUGUGCCUGGUGUCAGACCAACUGUAUCAUGAACAUAGCCAGAUAUGAUUAUUUGUCAAAAAAUGAAUAGUUAAUGAGUGAUAAAGAUGUAAAUCUAUCAGCCCUUUUAUACAACGUCAUAGUGCGCACAUGCAUCCGUAUCUGUGUGUGUGAGUGUGUAUGCGUGUGUGUUAAAAGCCUCUUUGAAUGGUGCUAUAUUAUGACACGUUUCACUAUUGUGGAAUUUAGCUUAUUGUCAGUAACAGUCUUUUUGUCAUUGUAACAGUUAUCUGUUCUGGUUUGUUGUAGAAUUAUUUAAUAACAUUGCCUUUAAUUGAUAACUCUUAUUAUUUUUUGUCUGAUGUAGUGAGAUAUUCUUAAUUAUUCCUGUACUGUACUUUUUUUAGUUGCACAUACGCCAUGUUUGGUACAUAAACUGCCACUAUACGUAUAUAUAUCUCAUGGUGCUGAUUUGGAGCUGAGUAAAUAAUCUGUUUUUACAGGGAUUUAACCAUUUGUCUGUUUGUGUUUUGUCACAGUAUUUUUAGUCAGUCAUCCUCUUUGUGUCCAUUCUCAACCCAUCAAACCAUUCUGAGCAAGAACCUGAAUGAUUCGAUCGAAUUCUGUUUUACAUCUACUGUAUAUUGAUCUGUGUUUAUUUUUUAAUAAUGUGAUUUUACAAGAACAAAACCCCUGUAUGACCCUGUAUGUGGAUUUACCAUUAAAGCAGAAUGCAGACUGCU